Molecule: messenger RNA, 735 nt
Organism: Ectocarpus siliculosus
Lineage: Eukaryota; Phaeophyceae; Ectocarpales; Ectocarpaceae
Source: the annotation of a GenBank genome assembly
AUGAUUCGGGAGUCGGAGGCGAUCGGCAAAGAGGGCAAGGGCGACGGAGGGGGCCCGGAUGCGGAGAAGGCGAAUCCCCCCACUGCCGCUGCGGUGCACGGCGAGGAGGUUCUGUUGAUCAAGAGCCUGCAGCCGCUUUCGGUCGUGAAGAUAUGCCUGCGCCGGCUAGGCCUGGCGCAUACGGGUGUCCAAGGCGAGGCGGAGGUGGAGGUGGAGGGGGGCGCCGAGCUGCAGCGCCUGGUGGGGCAGGUGGUAGACCACAGGCGCGUCGCCGUCGUGAUGGACGAGCUGCAGGAGAGAGUGACGAUGAGGAGGAGGGAGAAAUUGGCUGAGUCGGAAGGGCGGUCUCUGCCAGGUCAAGGCAAAGCCGCAAGAAGGAAGGAGGGCAAGGGCAACAAGAAGAACCCCGCGGAUAUCGACGGGCGACAGGGAGGGGCACGGAAGAACGGGGCAGCACGAGCCGCCGCCGCCGCCGCCACGGCCGGCUCCGCGUUCGUAUCGCUGUCGGGGGAAUCCCCUAGCGACGACAACGACGCGGGACCCAGCAGAGCAAGCAGGGGUGGCAGCGGCGGCAGCGGCGGCAGCGGUGACCGGGAGGACAGCCGCGGGGGAACGGCGGGGGGCGAGGCCUUGCACGGGUCGUGGGCGGCGAAGCGGGCGCUGAAGGACAAGGAGGCUUCGGCGACAAAGGCGUUCAGCGGGAAGAGGAUUACCUUCGGCGACGACGACGACUGA